CUUCAGGCUCUCUGGGUAUAAUAACACCAGCGGAAAAGACUUCUGCUGGCGAAAAGACAGAGAAGCAGAGCAGAAUUGUGGAAGUGAAACCCAACACACUUCUAAUGAGGAUGACCAUCAGACUGUUUCUCCUCACCGUCUUCCUUCUCUCUGGACUUCUGACCUGCUAUGGCUUCAGAAUUUGUGCUUUUAAUGUCCAGAGUUUUGGCGAUUCAAAAUCAGCCGAUGCCAAAAUUAUGAACUCUAUAUCACGGAUUGUAGCUCGCUGUGACAUUUGUUUGCUUCAGGAGGUCAGAGAUCAGAAAAAUAAAGCCAUCCCACGACUACUUGAGGCAGUCAACAAAAUUGGUAAUAAUGAUUUUCAGUAUGUGGCAAGUGAACGCCUUGGAAGAACACAGACCUAUCAGGAGCAAUACGUAUUUUUUUACAGGAAAAGCACCGCAACGCUGAAAGGCCAGUAGUAUCCAGAUACACAGACAGGAGAUGUAGAUGCUUUUUCCAGAGAGCCCUUUGUGGUGUAUUUCCAAGCCCCUAAAACAUUGGCUAAAGAGUUCAUCUUAAUCCCACAACACACCACUCCUUCAAAUGCCACCAAGGAGAUCGAUGAACUCUAUGAUGUCUUUGUGGAUGUUAGAGGGCGCUGGGAAACUGAGAAUGUGAUGUUUCUCGGGGACUUCAAUGCAGCUUGUGGUUACGUGGCUAAGAAGAACCGUAAGAACAUCAGACUCUACACUGACCCCUCCUUCACCUGGCUGAUUCAGGAUAACGUAGACACUACAGUCAAACAGUCCACUGACUGUGCAUACGACAGAAUUGUUGUGCAUGGAGAGCCCUUUCUCAGGUCAAUUGAACCAUUUUCAGCGCAGCCGUUUAACUUUCCCAAGGAAUUCCUUCUUACAGAGGCUCAGGCUCUAGAAGUGAGCGAUCACUACCCCAUAGAGGUGGUCCUCAAGGAUGUGAAAUCAAGGAUGUCCACGAGAUACAGUGAAGCUCCUUGUCUUCUGCCUGCUGUGUUUGUCCUGAACGCUUUACUGCUCCUGCAGAUGAUUGUAUGAACUACAAGUGGAUAAUUCAUCUGGCCCAGAUGAUGACUUUACUCUGCUGUUACACAGCUCUAUUGUACUUGAGCUCAGAAUGUGUUGGGAGAGUGACUGAAGAUUAAAUUCUGUGUGUUUUGUGGCUUCUCAAAUAUAAUGAUGAAUUGGCUCAGGUAUGUUAUUUUCAGCAUGAUUGUUUUUGUAUACAAAUAAAAUUUUCUACCGACUAAACUAUUUCUACAUCCCCUACUGGACAUUUUAAAGACUGUUGAUUGAAGUUGAUUUUUAUUGAAGAUAUUUAUAAAUAUUUAGGAAAGUCUUACCAAUGGAUGUAGUAAAAAAAAAAGUGUAAAAAGUAAAAAAAAAAAAAAAAAAAAAAAAAAAAGAACAUUAUGUACAAGUCUCUAUGUUGUUCAAUUUGCCCAGUCAGGAAGUCAGUCAUCCAUGUAGGUUUAAUGUGACAAAACAAAAAUUGUCUGGCGGAAGGAUGUGGCCUGAUAAAGUUGAAAUCAUGAUUUUUUUGGGGGAAGUUUUGUUAUUCAUUUUUAAAUGUUUCAAACAAACUAAACCAAAUGCCAAAGCAAUUCAAAAUAAUUUUUAAUGUACAUUUAAUGUGAUCUGUUAGUAUUUUUAUUUUAAAUAAAAUUAUUUGUCCAAGUCUU
This is a messenger RNA of Danio aesculapii, 1699 nucleotides long. It is a transcript of the gene dnase1l1, whose product is annotated as deoxyribonuclease I-like 1. Gene Ontology annotation, biological process: DNA catabolic process. Gene Ontology annotation, cellular component: nucleus. The record is from RefSeq and is a predicted model, not a curated record. Lineage: Eukaryota; Metazoa; Chordata; Actinopteri; Cypriniformes; Danionidae. Gene Ontology annotation, molecular function: DNA nuclease activity.